Molecule: messenger RNA, 1179 nt
Organism: Sorghum bicolor (sorghum)
Lineage: Eukaryota; Viridiplantae; Streptophyta; Magnoliopsida; Poales; Poaceae
Product: citrate-binding protein
Exons: 2
Coding region: 256-981 (241 amino acids)
Source: RefSeq, a predicted model, not a curated record
GUUGCCGGCCUUCCUUUUUCUUUGGCCGUCGCGUUACAAACUCACGCAAUACACGCGCACCAUGAAGCCACCAUUAUUGACGAUAUCGAAACAAACACCCGGUUUCCGCUGGACGCCACCAAGCAAAAAGUGCCAACACAAGGUGUUUUUAGGUGCUUGGACAUCACCGCCGAUAAUCCGGCAUAUAACCAGGCACACUUUGGCAUUGCACGUCGAUGAUCCCACACAUAACAACGAGGACCUCUCAUAUCGACCAUGGCCAUGGCUGCCUCCUUCCACCGCGCUCUCAACGGCGGCGAAGCCGCACACACGGAGCUAGUACUACUAGUCCUUUUCAUGGUCCUCGCCUUGGCGUCCUCCUCCGCCUCCGCCAUUGAUGGCAGCGGCAGCAACCUCACCGCCGGGUUCGUCCAAGUGGAGCUCCCGGAGGGCAACUUCGUGGUGCAGAGCCCCUACGACGUGCCGGAGAACCAGCGCUACAGCUACGACAACGUCACCGGCGUGCGCACCUUCUUGGUCUACGCCGGCGACAAGCCCUUCAACACCGUCACCGGCACCAAGCCCCGCACCGAAGUCCGCCUCUCCGGCCACGACUACUCGUCGGGGGUGUGGCAGUUCGAGGGCUACGGCUACGUGCCGACGGGGACCUCCGGCGCGUCGGUGAUGCAGAUCCACAACGAGGAUGCCGGCGCGAAAGCCACGACGCUGAUGCUGCAUGUCUACAAUGGCACGCUGCAGUACUACAGCGGCGAGGUUGUGGAGGAUGGCAUCUACGACCGCUGGUUCCGCCUCAACGUGGUGCACGACGUCGGCGCAUCCACGGUCGCCGUGUACGUCGACGGCGCGCCGAGGCUGGCUGUCGACGUGACGCCGAGCGCGUCGCACUACUUCAAGUUUGGGGUGUACAUGCAGCACCACGACGUGUCGCCGUUGAUGGAGUCGCGCUGGAGGAACAUCACCGUAUACACGAAACCUUACUAAUUAUUAACUGGCUACUAGCUAGCUAGACUUCUACUAGUCAGUAGAGCAAUCUCUGUAUCCUUUUGAGUUGAAAUUUAAAACGGGUUCAAAUAAUAUAUAUAGUGCCGAUCGAGCGCUAUAGACGUAGGAGCACUCUGUCAUUGAUCCCUCAAAAAACUCGUAGUGAACAAUAAUGUUUUUGUCAUUGUUUUAGCUGAU